AUGGGGCAAAAAUCGUGCAACUACUGUUUGAUUCGUUUUUUUCAGUCGAUCCCAGUUGUCUUUAUUGUACUUUUGACGUUGUGGUCCUACUAUGCCUAUGUUAUCGUGUUCUGUAUACAAUAUACCUAUACAACGAUUGAAAAAGGUAUACCUCGCUUUUUAGUGAUGUUCCUUCUCUUCUAUCACUUUCUGUUUAUACUAUUUCUAUGGUCGUUUCUGAAGGCGAUAUUUGCUAGGCCCAUACGCCCUCCUCCCGAGUUUAAUCUCUCAGCCGCUGACUGGGACCAAAUAAAUGGCGCUAUGGAAGAAACUGGCAGAAAUAGGAUUUUGGAAUCCAUAGUUAUGAAUCGAGGUUUACCAAUAGAGACUACAAACGAUGUUGGCAUGAUACGCGUAUGUCCCACCUGCAGUCUAAUCAAACCGGAUCGGUGCCAUCAUUGCUCAACAUGUGAAUGGAUUGACAACUGCGUCGGUUUCCACAAUUACAAGUAUUUUGUGAUAUUUCUAAUUUGGGGAUUCCUCUACUGCCUCUACAUUGUCUGCACCACUGUGGUAUACUUCAUCGAUUUUUGGGGGAAUCUUCAAACCAUGCCUCCUGUGCGCUACAAUUUCCUCUUCCUCUUCUUCAUCGCCAUCAUGUUUGGAUUUGCACAGUCGAUACUUCUCUUCUAUCAUUUCUACCUUCUCUCUCUCAAUCGAACAACGCUAGAGGGCUUUCGUGCACCAACAUUUCGUGGAACAGGAGUGGAUAAACGAGGAUUUGAUAUUGGAUGGCUUCAAAACUGGAAGGAAGUAUUUGGUGAUAACGUGGGCCUUGCUCUGGUGCCUGUGUUUACAAGCCGCGGCAACGGUUACCAAUGGAGGUGCAGAGGACACAAAAGCUUUUCCUACCAGUCUCUCGAGUGA
Molecule: messenger RNA, 906 nt
Organism: Echinococcus granulosus
Lineage: Eukaryota; Metazoa; Platyhelminthes; Cestoda; Cyclophyllidea; Taeniidae
Product: Palmitoyltransferase ZDHHC2
Exons: 8
Coding region: 1-906 (301 amino acids)
Biological process (GO): protein targeting to membrane; peptidyl-L-cysteine S-palmitoylation
Cellular component (GO): Golgi apparatus; endoplasmic reticulum
Molecular function (GO): protein-cysteine S-palmitoyltransferase activity
Source: RefSeq, a predicted model, not a curated record